Messenger RNA from Clunio marinus, 1347 nucleotides. Lineage: Eukaryota; Metazoa; Arthropoda; Insecta; Diptera; Chironomidae. The record is from the annotation of a GenBank genome assembly.
UUAUCUGUAUCAAAAUGCUGUUUAACCUUUCAACCUUGUUGGAUCUCUCAUUGGGAAAACCAAAUAAAUUGGAUUCUGAAAAUUUCAAUCUUCUGCAUACAUUUCUGCAUAUAUUAUUAAAAAAAUUGGAUAUCAGUGAUAUGGUUGUUGAUUUAUCCGGUAAUUUAGGCGAAAGAACUUCUUCAUUAAAAAAGGAAAUGUGUUCGGAAUUAAUGCAAAUUACAAAAGAGAUCACUUUCGAAGCUAAUGGACAAAAUUCAACGGGAAAUGAUGGAGAAUGUUCAAUUGCAAAUUCAUCAAUAAGUUUGAUUCCAAACACACGUUUAAAUUCAACUGAAAAUAUGACGAUGGCGUCGAUUCAAUCAGAUUUACUUCGGAGGAUUGAAAGAUUGGAGAACAAUUUUCAAAAUAUUUCUUUAAGCAUAAACAAUUACGAUCAAACAGGAGCUGGCCAUGAAGAACUUUUAACAGAGAAAUCUCGAGUAGGCUCAUCAACAGCGAUUAAAGGCGAUGAAGCGAUAGAAGAAGAAAUAGAAAAAUUGAAGCAAGAGAUGAACAAUGUUUACGAAAAUACUUCAAUUAACAAAAAUGACUUUAAAGUCACAGUUCGUAAAAUUACUUCACAAAUUCGUAUUCUAAAACAGAAAAUGGAAGCUGAUGAAAAAGAGUUUGAAAAACGAAUGAAUUUGCUUUUAAGGCAAUUUACAGAGAAGGAAAAGCAACUUCUUGAAAAUCAAUCAAAUAAAAACGAUUUUUCUAGCAUCGAAGGACAAAAUCGGGAUUCAAUCAUCGGGACAAACAAUUGUGACUGCAGUGGAAGUUUCAAUUGUGAUUCAAUCGAAACUUAUGAACUUCUUGUUCAACUCGAAGAAACUUUAACUAACGAAACUAUUACCAAUUCCGGAAAGCAAUCGCUUUCGUCAAUCAUCAACUGUCUAAAUAAUCUCCAAAAGAUUAUUUCAGCCCACAAUAAUUACCUCAAUAAGUUACUUCAUGAUAUUGCUAUGAAAGCUGACAGAUAUCAAUUGGAAACUUAUCGUAUGGAAGUCAGCAAUUUCUUCAAUAACUUUCAAUCUAAAACUCAACCAACAGCAGCAGGGGGAGUUGAAGUUUUAAAUUUUCAAAAAACUCAUUGCAUUUCAUGUCAUCAACCAACAAACAUGUCAGUUUUGCCUUCAUGCUGUAAAGCUCAAACUUUUGGAUUUAGUUACAGUGGUGGAGAUUCUAACAAAACUAAAACACGAUUUGGAUCGAAACUUCAUCGUCGUGCUGGUGGAAGUCAUACAAAAGUAACAAAAGCAAUGGAUGUUCAUGCAGCAAGAAUGAAAGUUAAAAGAAUGCCAACAC